Messenger RNA from Otolemur garnettii (small-eared galago), 740 nucleotides. Its product is annotated as NKG2-C type II integral membrane protein. Gene Ontology annotation, biological process: stimulatory C-type lectin receptor signaling pathway; positive regulation of natural killer cell mediated cytotoxicity. The transcript is spliced from 7 exons. The coding region runs from base 22 to 732 and encodes 236 amino acids. Lineage: Eukaryota; Metazoa; Chordata; Mammalia; Primates; Galagidae. The record is from RefSeq and is a predicted model, not a curated record.
CUGGUUACGGAAGCUGCAGGGAUGAAAGACCAAAGAGUCACCUUCUCAAGACUGAAUCUGGCCAAGGACCCUAAGGGGCAUCAAAGAAAACCUAAGGGUGGGAAAAGCUCCAUUUCAGAGACUGAACAGGAAAUAAGCCAUGAGGAAUUAAACCUUCAAAACGCUACUCUGAAUCUCCAGGGGGAAGACGAGCCGUGUUCCCACACAUUCUCACUGUUACCUCCGGACUGUCACCAGCUCACGGCUGAGAUCCUGGGAGUCGUUUGCAUUGUCCUACUGGCCUCUGUGUUAAAAGCUAUAACUUUUAUUCCCUUUAUAGUAACACAGAAGCAGAACAAUUCUCUCCUGAAUGUCACAACUCAGAAAGCAUAUCACUGUGAUCAUUGUCCAGAGGAGUGGUUCACAUAUUCCAGCAACUGCUAUUACAGUGGUAAGGAAUUAAAACCUUGGAAUGAGAGUCUGAUGGCCUGUGCUUCUAAGAACUCCACUCUGCUUUACAUAGAUAGUGAAGAAGAAAUGAAAUUUCUGGACUCCCUGUCACUUUGGUCAUGGAUUGGAGUCUUUCGUCAGAGCAGUGGUCAUCCAUGGGUGUCAAUAAAUGGCUCAACGUUCAAACUUAAAAUAGUUGAAAUAAAACCUGGUAAACAUAACUGUGCUGAACUAGCCUCACUUAGACUUCAAUCAGAUGGAUGUGGAUCUCCAAAAUUUUAUGUCUGUAAGCACAAGCUUUAGAAGUAAAG